Paramacrobiotus metropolitanus is the source of this 1586-nucleotide messenger RNA. RefSeq lists its product as uncharacterized. The coding region runs from base 1 to 1203 and encodes 400 amino acids. Gene Ontology annotation, molecular function: protein binding. The record is from RefSeq and is a predicted model, not a curated record. NCBI's taxonomy places the organism in Eukaryota, Metazoa, Tardigrada, Eutardigrada, Parachela, Macrobiotidae. The transcript is spliced from 3 exons.
AUGCAGCGCAAAGAUUUGCCCCUGACACCAGCCCAUUCUGAGCGGGCCGUGGAAGUCCUGAUCCCAGACAAUGCCUCUGGUGCGUGGACGUGGUUGUCGGCGGAACUAGUCAUUCGGGCCCGCGAUAAGGUUCACGCCGAUUAUCGCGUGGUCAUCAUCCACCGCGGGACACCGCAGGAGUAUGCGGAUGCGGUUCUGGUGAAGCGUAUUCGAUGGAAGGCGCCCACCGAUGAGCGGAAAAAAAUCGGGAACAAAUAUCGCAAAUCGGUGGUGGAUGUGCCAAAGAAAUGCGUGGAGAAAGGGACGUUUGUUAAGCGCGCUAUGCGACUGCCUGAAGGAUUUCCCGCGACAGUGAUUGCAGCAACGCUGAAGCACCGUAAUAGAGUGAUGAAUUACCGUCUCCAGAAUGCUGCCCAUGCUGUUUGCGUGGGCCAUGUGGACGGCUGUUUGGUGUACAUUCAAGUGAUUCAACGUCAAUCCGCAUCUGGCACGAAAGAACUGACAAAGCUCCAGAGUUUUCACAGCGCGCUGCUUAAAUUCAUGUCACGGAUGCGGUUAAUUAUAUGCGGUCUGUAUACGGAGCUGUUCGUCCCGAUGUCUGCACUGCAUGAAGCCGCUGUGUUGCCGGCGGAAUUGUGGAGGGAAGUUUUCCUGUGUCUGGACACUGUGACUCAGAGUAGGCUUCGCCCUGUAUGCGCAUUGUGGCACGCCGUUCUGGAUUCGACUUACUUCAAGGCUAAUGUCGUUCUCGACAGCGCUGCCUUCAGCAAGACAGAUCUGAGCGGGUGUCUUUCGCCAGUGUGUUUAAUGACCGCAGCUAUCUUCAAGCGUCUCAGUCCGUCCACGAAACACAUUGUUGUGGCUGACCGACGACAGCGUAUGGGGGAAAUGGACCUUGAGGAAGUGUUCGACAUCCUCCACUUCAGUGCACAACGCAAUGCCUCCAUCAAGUUAAAGGGCAUCCAUCUGUUCGGACUGGAAUACUGUCUGCUGAACCGUUCGUCGUACGACUAUCCGGAAUCCGAAAACGACUAUCCGGAUUCCGAAAGCGACUAUUCGGAAUUCGAAUGCGGCCUUCAUCCUUAUCUUCAGCAGCGUGCCAACACCAUUGUAGCAAAUAGCAACACCCGUGCGUAUCAAAAGAGUUUCUGUGAUAGCAUUCGGUUGAUUAAGUGCACCAUCACUCUGGAUCGCUGUGCUUAAAGCAUUUGUUACCCUUGUAAAGUUAGAUGUGUGCCUUCCGCUUAUAUUCGUCUGCGCCGACUGAGCUUUGCUGGCGAUCUCAACUGUGCGCUGUGGAGCGCCCUGGAGGCGGGGCUGCCCAUGCCAGGUGCUAUAAAAUUAGCUGACCUGUCCAGAUUUUUACCAGGACAAAACCGCUUGCCAAGGCGCACAGGAAAGUAUACCGCAGUCUGCAAGGCAUUGUGCGCAGCGCAAACGGCUGACCCGCGUCCAUCGCUGCAUUACCGCGGGAAGAAGUGGUGUGUGGACGGUCUCCAGGAUCUGGAGAUGGAGAAGCUGUCUCGUACUGCACUGCGUUCCCUCAGUCAGGUGAUCGGUUGCUUUCCUUGCUCGAACUGCGGCAU